AAAGAGAGGAGGAGAGAGAAAGAGAAGGGCUGAUAACCAAGACAACGACACAAAGAUGGCGACAGAUUCCACUGCGGGACGCCAAUGGGAGUCCAGAUUAGCAGAUCGUCCUGCGGAGUACCAGAACCGUGUCCGCUACAACGGGACGACGACCGGCCUGACACCCCGACACGACCACCACCGACCCCCGCCACAUCAUCGCCACGGGCAGUAUGGAGAGAGGACCUAGCAGCAGCCAGGUGUGGAACCCCCCCUCUGUUAUCUGUAUGGACAGAGCAGAGCCCCCUCUGCUGACCUGGUGUUCCACCUGCAGGUCUGGGAUGGGGAGAGAGGGAAAACACCAGUCCACUGGAGAGGACUGGCAGACCAUACAGGACUCUUGGGUGCAGCUGUUUCAAGGUCGAUGCCUGACUUACUGACUACAGGCGUGUGACUGACAGCUCGGCUCUCGGCGGCAUGCUCUCGCGCUGUCCUGCUGUCAGUCCCUCUGGAGAUGGGUUCUGCGCCAGGCGACCAGAGCAGCAACAGCGGAAAGGAAGAAUCUCUCAUCUUCAGCUGUUCUAGAGGUGUGGGUGUGACCGGUGCCCAACCCAGUGGUCCCCAACCAGAGACAUGAGUGUGGUCCGAGACCCACAGGGGGCGUACAGGGGGGUGGGAGGGGGCGACCAUCUGGGAGGUCUAGGGGUGGGGAUGGGGGUGGACCCCCACAGCCACUUCACAGAGCACGCCCCUCGGCCCCCUGUCCCUGGAGAAGAAGGGGGUGACCGUGACCCCUACCACCUCCCCUCCAGCCAUGGAGGCCGCCCCCCCACCCAGUCCACCUGCUACCCCCCCCCCAAAACAGACCCCGUCUUCCGUAGUAGCGAGUCCCCAUCCUCGGCCACCCCCACCCCCAGGCGGCCGGACCUGGACCUAGGGUACGAGCCUGAGGGCAGCGCCUCCCCCACGCCUCCCUACCUGAAGUGGGCCGAGUCGCUCCACUCUCUCCUGGAUGACCAGGAGGGUAUCCAGCUGUUCAGGGGCUUCCUGAGACAGGAGGGCUGUGGGGACCAGCUUGACUUCUGGUUCGCCUGCUCCGGCUUCAGGAAGAGCAGCCAGGAGAAGAGGCCCAAGCUGGCCAAGGCCAUUUACAGGAAGUAUAUUCAGGAUAGUAACGGCAUCGUGUCGAGGCAGAUUAAACCAGCUACUAAGAGCUUCAUCAGAGACUGUGUGGUCAGACUGCAUCUGGACCCUGCCAUGUUCCAACAGGCCCAGACAGAGAUCCAGAGCACCAUGGAGGAGAACACCUACCCUCUGUUCCUGAAGUCAGACCCCUACCUGGAGUACACCCAGACAGGGGAGGAGAGCCCCAAACCCCCCAGCGACCACAGCUCCUCAUCGGGUACUGGUCCUGGGCCGCUGGGGCCUGGCUACCUGCCCACCCUCACAGAGGACGUAGAGUGGAGGUGCCGGGAGGAGGAGGAGGAAGAGGAGGAGGAAGAAGAGGAGGAGAGCGGGGAUACGCAGGCCAGCAGGCUGACCCAGAGGUUGCUAAUGGAGACGGCUCCUCACAGAGUGUCGACCAAUCGGAGAGCAGGGGAAAGCCGAGAGUACAGACCAUGCAGAGAGCCGGUCGUUAACCCCUACUACUACGUGAACAUGGGUUCUGCUCGCGCCCCGGCAACCAGCGCUAACGACAGUGAACAGCAGAGCAUGUCCAGCGUCUCCGACGGCGACACACUCUCACUGACCGACAGCAGUGUGGAUGGUGUUCCACCCUACCGGUAUCGUAAACAGCAUCGUAGAGAGAUGCAUGAAAGUGCCAAAGCCAACGGACGUGUGCCCCUACCUCACAUACCUCGUACGUACCGUGUGCCAAAGGAUGUCCACGUUGAGCCGGAGAGGUUUGCUGUUGACCUCAUCAGUCGACUGGAGGAAGUGCUGAGAGAGAGAGAAGCACAGGAUAGACUGGAGGAGAGACUGGAGAGGGUCAGACUGGAGGAGGAGGGCGACGACGCCGACGUCUCCAUGGUAAACUCCCUCCCCCCCUACGGCAACAAGCCCCUCCCCGCCUCCACCUCGUCCCUCCACCCCCACUACGGGUCCCGUUAUUCAGAGACCUCGUACAACGGUGUUCUGGCGCUACAGGACGCCCACGAGGAGAACCCGGAGUCCAUCUUGGACGAACACGUGCAGAGAGUGAUGAAGACGCCGGGGUGCCAGUCACCAGGCACCGGGAGACACUCACCCAAGUCCCGCUCCCCCGACGGGGGGGUAGGAGGGGUAGGGGUGUACCCUCCGCCUCACUCUGGGAGAACCCAGGGGCCUCCAGGGGUGAAAGGCCACAAGCCAGGAGCCAAGGGAGGGGACCCAGCGGGGAUGGGAGCAGGUGUUUACCACCACAAGCAUGGCUACCACCACCCCCCAGGGGGCACCAAGCCCAAAGAGCCCCAGAUGGAUGAGGUGGUGCUUGGUGGAGGCUCCAGGACCCAGGGGAGCGGCCUGUGGAACGGGGAGGCCCACCACUACGCUACCGGGAAGGGACGCAACUACGCAGAUGGGGCUGGGACCAUGGACGCGAUGGGCUAUAGCAGUAAGGGCAGCACCCUAUCGAAGCGUGGCUCUAAGAAGGGGGCGGAGCCGACGGGUAAAGGCGAUGAGGGGCGUGUCCAGGAGGCCCAGGUACCGCUGGAGGACCUGGAGAGAAACCACAAGAUACUGCAGUGGAUGAUGGAGGGGGAGGCACUACGACACAAAAAGAACACACACGGGAGUACCACAGGCUCCAGGAAGACCCAGGGGAGUGUGGAGCUGUUGAGACCCAGCUCUGUGGAGCGUCCUGGGGCAGUGCACCCCUGGGUGAGCGCCCAGCUGCGGAACAACGUGCAGCCCUCCCACCCCUUCAUCCAGGACCCCACCAUGCCCCCCAAUCCCGCACCCAACCCCCUCACUCAGCUAGAGGAGGCCCGGAGGAGACUGGAGGAGGAGAGGAGGAGGGCCGCCCUGCUGCAGGCUAAACAGAGACAGAAGUCUUUAAGCAGUAAGAAACAGGGGUCACAGUGUGAGAACGUGACUGUGGCGUACUACUUCUGUGGCGAGCCAAUCCCCUACCGCACCACGGUCAAAGGUCGCGUGGUGACCCUGGGACAGUUCAAGGAGCUACUCACCAAGAAGGGCUUCUACAGGUUCUACUUUAAGAAGGUGAGUGAUGAGUUUGACUGUGGCGUGGUGUUUGAGGAAGUCAAAGAGGACGACGCCGUCUUGCCCAUCUAUGAGGAGAAGAUCAUCGGUAAGGUAGAGAAGGUGGACUGAACCACGAAACAGGAAAUGGAGCCGGGAGGAAGUGGAGGAGGAACAAUGACGCAGAGAAAAGACUGAACCGGACCGGAGGAAGAGGAGGUGGAGAGAGUGCUUUUGGAUGAGGAGGAGCGGGGGAGUAAAGGAGGGUGGGAAAGGACGAGACAGAAGAAUGGAAUGGUACACAGAAUGUCACUGCCUGGUUCAAGCUUAGAGGAACACACGUUUGGAAAGGAGGACGAGACAGAAGAAUGGAGGGAGGAACAGGGGGAACAGCCGUUCCGACCAGUCUUCCACUCCUGCUCUGGGGGAGGAGGGAGGAACAGGGGGAACAGCCGUUCCGAACAGUCUUCCACUCCUUCUCUGGGGGAGGAGGGAGGAACAGGGGGAACAGCCGUUCCGAACAGUCUUCCACUCCUGCUCUGGGGGAGGAGGGAGGAACAGGGGGAACAGCCGUUCCGAACAGUCUUCCACUCCUGCUCUGGGGGAGGAGGGAGGAACAGGGGGAACAGCCGUUCUGGACAGUCUUCCACUCCUGCUCUGGGGGACGAGACAGAAGGAUGGAGGGAGGAACAGGGGGAACAGCCGUUCUGGACAGUCUUCCACUCCUGCUCUGGGGGACGAGACAGAAGGAUGGAGGGAGGAACAGGGGGAACAGCCGUUCUGGACAGUCUUCCACUCCUGCUCUGGGGGACGAGACAGAAGGAUGGAGGGAGGAACAGGGGGAACAGCCGUUCCGAACAGUCUUCCACUCCUGCUCUGGGGAAGCUGUUCUCCUUGCAGAACCAGCUGCUGCUAAGUUGCUAUGGAGACGUCAUGGUGCUCGGAACAGGAUGACGGCUGAGUUCCAUUCCAGAAUCUCACUCCCUUCAGUCCCUAGUCUCGUCGCUGAGGGGGUAGAGGGGAUGAAUGCGGCCCAAAAAGCACCCUAGACCCCAGUGAUCAUCGACUAGAUUCAGCCACAGGCUGGUCAGGGGGCCACAGGCUGGUCAGGGGGCCUGAAUAUAAUUACAUAUCAUUUGUGGACUGCAAAUUGACUACAACAAGCACAAACAGAUAGAAUAUUUGACUAAAACAUAAUCACUUCAAACCUUUCUUACAUUUGUAUACAAUCACAUAUCUCUCUAUUUAUGCCUGGGAAUACUUUUGGAAUACCGGCAUUUAAAAUCAUUUGGAGAUGAACGCCGGUGUUUCUACAAGCUGUUAUGUUUCAAAAUAAAAGCCCUCUGGUCCCUGGUCACUAUAGGGAAUAGGCUGCCGUUUGGGACGCGAUGAGGUGAGGGUUUUGAUCACAGAGCCUUCAUCUCCUCAACACGUGGACAUCAUGAUGCCAUCGUGAUGACAUCAUAAAGACAUCAUGAUGACAUCAUAAAGACAUCAUGAUGACAUCAUAAAGACAUCAUGAUGACAUCAUAAAGACAUCAUAAAGACAUCAUGAUGACAUCAUAAAGACAUCAUGAUGACAUCAUGAUGACAUCAUAAAGACAUCAUAAAGACAUCAUAAUGACAUCAUAAAGAACCUUCACGCCCCAUCCUCUGAUGUCACCUAGCGAUGUCAAAGCAUUCUGUUCAAACGAACAUGGUUGUAUAAAACUGGUUUACUGCAGCUGUAUAUUUUUGAUACAACGCUACGCCUACGGACAUAAAAAGGAAAAGUUGUCUUUUUACCUGUAGACAUUUUAGUAUUUUUUCUGGGUGGGUAAUGUACAGGUACUAGUAGGUUUUAACAUGUGUACAGGCUGGAGUACAGUCCCUAAUGGCACCCUAUUCCCUUUCUAGUGCACUACUUUUAACCAGAGACCUAUGGCCAAUGGCACCCUAUUCCCUUUCUAGUGCACUACUUUUAACCAGAACCCUAUGGCCAAUGGCACCCUAUUCCCUUUCUAGUGCACUACUUUUAACCAGAGACCUAUGGCCAAUGGCACCCUAUUCCCUUUCUAGUGCACUACUUUUAACCAGAGCCCUAUGGCCAAUGGCACCCUAUUCCCCAGCUAGUGCACUAUGAGGGGGGUGUUAGAGUGUGGGACUCCUUGUAUUUUUUCUAUGUAAAGGUAUAUAUUGUAAAGCCAGAUGGCUCCUGUAAGGGCUGUCAUCUUGUUUUCAGGCCUUCUUCUCCAGGAGACGCUUCAUGUCUAUUAUCCCGUUCAACUGCCUCUGGCUGUUUGUCCCAAAGGGCACCGUAUUCCCUAUAUAGUGUGAUACGUUUUACCAGGGUUCAUGGAGCUCUGGUCAGAAGUAGUGUACUAUAUAGGGUAUAGUGUGCACUUCGGGACAUAUGCUUUUACUUAUGUGCAACCCUAACCCCUUAUACCCUAGGUUGAACCCUAACCCCAGGUUGAACCCUAACCCCUACACCCUAGGUUGAACCCCUAACCCCUACACCCUAGGUUGAACCCCUAACCCCAGGUUGAACCCUAAUCCCUGCAGCCUAGGUUGAACCCUAAUCCUUACACUCUAGGUUGACACCCCCCUACACUCUAGGUUGAACCCUAACCCCCUACACUCUAGGUUGAACCAUAACCCCCUACACUCUAGAUUGAACCCUAACCCCCUACACCCUAGGUUGAACCCUAACCCCCUACACCCUAGGUUGAACCCUAACCCCCUACACCCUAGGUUGAACCCUAACCCCCUACACCCUAGGUUGAACCCUAACCCCCUACACCCUAGGUUGAACCCUACACCCUAGGUUGAACCCCUAACCCCUACACCCUAAGUUGAACCCCUACACCCUAGUUUGAACCCCCACACCCUAGGUUGAACCCCUAACCACUACACCCUAGGUUGAACCCCCCUACACCCUAGGUUGAACCCUAACACCCUAGGUUGAACCCUAACCCCCUACACCCUAGGUUUGGAGUGGGGUCUAGGGAUCGGUUUGGAAUUUGAAAACUGUCUGUCGAUCAUUAAUGUACUGCAACUCUCCCCAACUUCUCCCCUCAGACACCCAGGGCCUGUAUCUGUUUCAGAUCAAAGCUGCCCCAUAGCAGAGCACAGAUCUGGGAUCAGUUUACCCCUAACUUCUCCUCUCUGUCCCAGGGCCUGUAUCUGUUUCAGAUCAAAGCUGCCCCAUAGCAGAGCACAGAUCUGGGAUCAGUUUACCCCUAACCCUGUGUUGUGUCUCAAGUGACACCCUGUUCCCUAUAUAGUGCACUACUUUUCACCAGGUUUCAUAGGGCUGUGGUCAGAAGUAGUGCGCUAUAUAGGGAAUAAGGCGUCACUCUCUGGAGAGGAAACUCUCUUAGGAUCUGUUUUUUACUCCAAGGUUCCUGGACUGUGUGUGUUCUAUGUACUACGUUGUAUUUCUACAAUGAACCAAUCUACGGUGUGUGGAUCUAUGUAAACAGCCAAAGAAAAUCCAUAACCUGUCUAUGUUGUGAUGUCUGUACAUCUCUCAAAAUGCGUCUGUCUGUGUCUCUGUCCGUACAGUUAGUCCCGUCGUGAAAUAUCUUGUUUUAUUGUGUAUCUGUCUGUAUGGUAGAAAUUAACUUGGUUAUCCCAAUUUCCCCCAAUAGUCCAGUCUAUAAUGUGGAGUUAAAUGUAUUGUGGUUUAAAUCAACUUCUGGAGAAACGGUGCCUGAAGGUGACUUGUACUCCGAUCUGGUCCAAGAGGGUAAAUACACAAUAGGACUAUUUCAUCCCAAAGAAUCCAAGAUGGUGACCCGCUAUAAAUCCAAGAUGGUGACCCACUAUCUCGUCCUCUGAAUUAUAACGUUUUAGAUGAGAGAAUGUUGUUUCAUGCGACAAUAUCUGUCCAAAUAAUUGGCAAGCAUGUUAUCAUUUUAUAUAAAAUGUAUUUUACGAUUAUACAUUGGAUUAUACCCGAUUUUUAGUUUUAUUUGUAGUUGUAAACUACAUUGCCCCUUUUGAAUGGUAUUUAAUGCUGUGUUAUUGGAAGUAUUGGGGGGGGGGGGGGUGUCCUGGAUGGCACCCUAUUCUCUAUUUGUACACUACUGGCCUUAAGUAGUGCACUACAUAGAGAAUAGGGUGCCAUUGGCCAUAGGGACCUGGUAAGAAGUAGUGCACUAUAUAGGGAAUAGAGUGCCAUUUGAGACGUCACCCUGGAAUUCUCAUAAAUGAAUGGGAAAAGCUGUAAGGGUCCUUUUUUUUAUAAUGGUAAUUAUUAUAAUGAAGGUAAUUUCCAUUUAACUAAGAUGUUACAGGGUCACUACAGAGUAUGUGGGACUGAUCUACGAUCAGUUUUUGGAAAUGAAUAACAUGACAUUUAUGUCGUUUAGCAGAUGUUCUUAUCCAGAGCCACUUACAGUAGUGAGUGGAAUACAUGUAUUGAUACUGGUCCCCACCCCCUCCCAGUGUUGCAAGUGCCAACUGAGCCACACGGGACAUUACAUGGACGGGGGGACGGGGGACGGGGCAGCCUACGGGACAUUACAUGGACGGGGGGGCAGCCUGAUCCUAGAUCCAGCCAACCUACUCUGAGAAGAUUUCUGAAUACAGGCCCAGAUGUCAGUGGUUGUGGGGUGAAAACUGUGCCUUUUUAAUCCCAUCCUAAAACGGCAAUCACUGAUUGUCAUAAAAACCUGUCAUUACAUGCAUUCGCCUGUAGGUGGUGUUGUUUUUUUAAUCACUGUCAUUUUGUUUAUUAUUUUCAACCAACAUUACGCUGUGUCGGUCUUGACAAGCUCUUCACUAUGUAAAUAUGUACAUUGCCAUAUUUCCUAUGUCUUCUGUCCUCAACCCGCUGACAGACAGUCUCUGAGGUUUAUAAACUACACAGAGAUUGCAGAGCGCUGGAUUCACUUGUACAUUUCUUUUUAAAAAGGUACUUCGUUAAUAAAUACAUUGAAUAAAA
This is a messenger RNA of Salvelinus fontinalis (brook trout), 8089 nucleotides long. Its product is annotated as axin-1-like. The coding region runs from base 613 to 3291 and encodes 892 amino acids. Gene Ontology annotation, biological process: negative regulation of canonical Wnt signaling pathway. NCBI's taxonomy places the organism in Eukaryota, Metazoa, Chordata, Actinopteri, Salmoniformes, Salmonidae. The record is from RefSeq and is a predicted model, not a curated record. The transcript has 16 exons.